AUGGCGAACGUCGGCGAGGGCUCUUCGGCACCUCCGAUAUCGACCGACGGCGUGAAGCCCGUCGUCGUUAGGGUGAAGCGGAAGUUGCACCAGUCUAUACUCGACGCCUUCUGUCAGUUCCCGCUUCUCUCCUCUUCCUGUUCUUUUAUUUACAGUAGCAGCUCGGUAAUCUCGCUGCAGACUUGUUCGAGGAGUUGUAGUAGUAAUGGGCUUGAGCGGAUUCUGAUUGCAGGGCUGGAAAUCAAUGAGCGUCCGUCUAAGCGCGCGACUUUUGAUUUGGCGAAGCUCUCGCUUGGCGAUUCCGCUAAUGGAAACGGAGAAGAAUCUAAGACUAGGAAGGUCCUUGUGCAGCAUGUUGAAACGAUCAGCACCUCGGAGUCCACCGUUCGUGUUGUGAAAUCGUUUGUGCCUAACUCUGUGGAUGUGGUUGAAGCUAAAACAACAACGGAGGACCUGAAACGGACCUUUAAAAGUGUCAAUCAAAUAGCCAAAAGUGCACGCUUCCAACAAAUAUGGAGCAAGCGGAAGGAAACAGAGGAAGCAGUGCAUGAUAUGUGUCAUUUCUAUGAUGUCAUUCGAAUUGAUGCCGAAUCCAGUCAGGAGAAGCAGAAACAAGCUCUGUCUGUGGAGGAUCAGAAGCUUCUUUCUAGUUAUUUGCCUUUCUUAAAGGAGUUGAUUCCGGAUGCUGCUGGGGAGAUUGAAGCUGAAAUUAGUGCUUCCACUUCCCAGGAAGAUGAGUAUGUGUAUGACUACUACACUGUGAAUAAUACCAUGGACAUAGAACACGAAGACACGCCUUUUCCAUUUCCUCUGGUGCAAGUUGAGGAUGAGGAUUUCUACGAUGGACUAGAUGACGAAUCUGAAUGCGACAGUGAAGAUUCAAAUGCUGAAAAUCAUCCAUUUAAUGAAUAUCCCGAUGAAAGUUCAGAAGCAGAAGACGAGUUGCAGAGUGAAGAUAAAAGUGACGACGAUGGAGAAGAAAACGAAGAAGGUGGAAUGGAAGAUGAAGAGGAAGCUGAUGAUGAUGAGAAUCGCAGUUUGCUGAAUGGUGAAGCCACGAAUUCCGAGGACCAGUAUGAAGCCUACGUUGAUAACUACCUUGAUCAAGCUUAUAGCUUUGCCAACGACGAACCUGAAAGUGAUGACGGCUACAGUGAAAGCGACUAAGAGCUCAGAGAAUCUUCCUGUCAAGUGAUGCAAAGAAUCUUCUGUCAUCAGCAAUUCCUCAAAACCCAGCGAGACUUGGUAGUAUCAGCAGUUGUUGGGAUUGGAUUUUUGGUGUAUAGCUAAUGUGUGCAGUCAUUGUUACUAGUUCACCAGCAUUCUGCAAGGAAUAUGUUUGCAUAGGGAAAAACACAUUUCUGGUGCAGCUUUGCUCCAUAAUCGAUCCUUCUUUUUCCCCCCCAAACAUCUCCAAUUCAUCAUUCUUUUUCAUUAACUCCUCAUCCUACAUCUUUUUCGCGACAUCUCGAAUACAUCCUUUUGUUUUUCUUUCACA
Linum tenue is the source of this 1498-nucleotide messenger RNA. Lineage: Eukaryota; Viridiplantae; Streptophyta; Magnoliopsida; Malpighiales; Linaceae. The record is from the annotation of a GenBank genome assembly.